AUUUGGGUUGCUCUACCUUCCACAAUGACUACAAAGUCCCCAAUUCAUGAUGAUAUUGCUACUACUCAACCUCCCUCGUACGAUGCUAUUUCGAAGUCCCCGCCAGCACAUUCCGUCCAUUGCAAACCACCUGUAUUUUCUUCUCUACAAUCCGAGGAGCAACGUCGUACCACAGUUCUAUCUCACAUCCGUGAAAUCGUCUCCUCUCCCCAUUUCACCCCUUCCUCUGUCGCCAAAAGUAUCAAUUACUGCGCUGCUGCUCUGCCAUCAGCAGAGUUUUCCGACCUCCUGCAGGAAAACAAUAUCCUAGGCCAUAAUGCAAUAUAUUGGGCGAUUCUAGAUUUUGGAGAUGAUACUUUUCAUAAGCGCUGGGAGAGAGACAAAGUAGAUGCUCCAUUACUUGAGGAUAAGUCUUUUAGACGCUUUUUGGGUUGUCCGCCCGAUGAUAUUCAAGUGCACGAAGGAGAUGGACUGGGCGAACACCAAUUUGUUGCCUGCUUCCGCUUCAGGAUGUUCCAGAAGCGCCUGCGCAUCACACCAACCUUGUCUGUAGAGUUUAUUGCUGCAGGACGUUCAUGGGUGUUGUGGUUCAAUUUAGCGCUAGAUGGGAUCUGGCGCGUUACGUAUCGUCUUGCUGAAGACAGUUUUCCAGCCGACGCAGCUGCUGUAUUUCUGAUAGAGGCUCAUAGAGGGCCACCUGGUUGUGCGACGGGACCUGCUCCUCUAAUCAUACGCAUGAAUCAAUCACCCACGUGUACACUUCUACCUCCUGGACCACUCAAAUAUUCAACCACUAAACCCGGUACCGAUUCUGAAUUCAGACCUCAACACUAUACAGAUAUCCAACCCGGCGCUAAGGUUGGUACAGUCUGUAGACUCUUGGGUGAAUGGCUGAUGGACAACAACACCAUCUAUGUAGACUCUGAUGGCACCCUACAUGCACAACUGAAGAUAACGGUAAAGUCACCGACCCCCCAGGCCAGCAGGCAAUAUAGUGGUAUCGAUAUAUCAAAGGUGGAUACUUAAUGUAGACAAGGACUCCCCUUCG
Suillus subalutaceus is the source of this 1048-nucleotide messenger RNA. RefSeq lists its product as uncharacterized. Bases 25 to 1026 code for a protein of 333 amino acids. The record is from RefSeq and is a predicted model, not a curated record. The transcript is spliced from 5 exons. NCBI's taxonomy places the organism in Eukaryota, Fungi, Basidiomycota, Agaricomycetes, Boletales, Suillaceae.